This is a messenger RNA of Williopsis jadinii, 809 nucleotides long. RefSeq names its product peptide alpha-N-acetyltransferase complex A subunit ARD1 (gene ARD1). Bases 86 to 703 code for a protein of 205 amino acids. The record is from RefSeq and is a predicted model, not a curated record. Gene Ontology annotation, biological process: N-terminal peptidyl-glutamic acid acetylation. Gene Ontology annotation, molecular function: protein N-terminal-serine acetyltransferase activity; protein-N-terminal-glutamate acetyltransferase activity. NCBI's taxonomy places the organism in Eukaryota, Fungi, Ascomycota, Saccharomycetes, Phaffomycetales, Wickerhamomycetaceae. Gene Ontology annotation, cellular component: NatA complex. The transcript has a single exon.
CUUCGACGGAAUACGACGAGGACAAAAUACAACACAGUCAUAACCUCGAGUAUUUUUCUGUAUAUCCAUCUAUUUGCAUCCAGCCAUGGCUAUAACAAUUCGAAAGGCGACGAUCAAUGACGUCCAAGCUAUGCAAAAUGCCAACUUGCACAACCUUCCGGAGAACUACCAGCUCAAGUACUACAUGUAUCACAUCUUAUCAUGGCCUGAAGCUUCAUUUGUUGCUACUACAACUGAUUUGCCAGACCAUGUUUACACCAAAGACGUCAAAGGUGAUCCAGCAUAUGUUGCUGCUGGAGAGAAAGUUGUCGGUUACGUUUUAGCCAAGAUGGAUGACGACCCAGAUUCACAAGACAAAACACCACAUGGUCAUAUCACUUCUCUUUCCGUCAUGAGAACGUACAGAAGACAAGGUAUUGCUGAGAAGCUCAUGAGACAAGCUCUCUUUGCAUUGACCGAGACUUUCCAGUCUGAAUACGUCAGUUUACACGUGAGAAAGAGUAAUAGAGCAGCGCUGCACCUCUAUAGAGACACUUUACAAUUUGAAGUUUUAAGCAUUGAAAAGAGUUAUUACGCCGACGGUGAAGAUGCGUACUCCAUGAAGAAGGUACUCAAAGUGCAAGACCUAUUGCCAAGCAGCUUUCAAAAGUCUGAAGUUGUGGAUGAUUUGGAUAAGGACCUGCUAGAAGGACUGGAAGAAUAAAAGACAUGUACUCAUCGCUCCUAGGGGGUAAAUACAUCUACAGUCACCCCUCAAAAGUUGUAAUAGGUGUAGCCACUGUAGUCAGCUAACUCCUACUCGUCGGAAU